Molecule: messenger RNA, 721 nt
Organism: Hylaeus volcanicus
Lineage: Eukaryota; Metazoa; Arthropoda; Insecta; Hymenoptera; Colletidae
Exons: 2
Coding region: 139-501 (120 amino acids)
Source: RefSeq, a predicted model, not a curated record
UUGAUAAUAUUAAAAAAUAUUUGAAUGGCAUAUAUUAAAUGAAUGUUUCAUAAUGCAAAGUUAUUUCUUUAGUAAAUUUUAAGAUUUUGAAAAAUAACACGAACACACCAGCUCGCUUUGCAAAUAGUACAAGCUUUUAUGAGUAUUGACCAAUAUAAAACUUAUGUUACAUGCAUGUUGUGGAUGAAAAUAUUUUACAAGGUCAAUGAAAAAUUAUUGGAAAACAAAAUCAUGAAUAACGCAAAUAUUCGCGUAAAAAUUUGUGAUAAUAACGAGUGUAUUUACGAGAAUAAUAACAGUUUAGAUCUGAGUGGGAACAAUUUGACCGGUGUGAUUUCUUCUUUAAAGGAUAUUCAAAUUAAAAUUAACGAUUUUAUAAGUAGCCUCGUGAACAAACAAGAUGAUUCGGUUAAUGUUGAAAAUCGGCUAACGUCGGAGAGCGAUUCGGAUUUUGAAAGUGAGAUCGAAGUUAACCCUAAGAAAUGCAAAUUAAUCGAUUAAUCGUGCGGCGUAAUUGUUUAUCUUACUUGUCAUUAUAAAACGUUUGUAUACUGUUGUAAAACAAAACAUUCACGUGUAUUGUUAUAAUAUGAUAUGAUGUACUUGUCAUUUCAUCUCUACUGAUAAGUAUUGUUACUCAGAAUGUUUUGUGAUGAUUGGAAGCAAUAAAUUGAAAAUACGUGAACGAAAUUUACAUCGCCAAUAACUGAAAACGCGUCAG